Molecule: messenger RNA, 1799 nt
Organism: Trichosurus vulpecula (common brushtail)
Lineage: Eukaryota; Metazoa; Chordata; Mammalia; Diprotodontia; Phalangeridae
Gene: ART3
Product: ADP-ribosyltransferase 3 (inactive)
Exons: 10
Coding region: 167-1288 (373 amino acids)
Molecular function (GO): NAD+ poly-ADP-ribosyltransferase activity; NAD+-protein-arginine ADP-ribosyltransferase activity
Source: RefSeq, a predicted model, not a curated record
GGUCAUCUAUAAAAAGAAAAGUACUGCCUGUCUCAGUUAUCACUGUCAACAAAGUCUCACCCCACCUUGGAAGGCCAAUCUCUAGCUGGGAGAAUUGGGGAAGCAAUUGGGGACUUAGAGUCAAGCAGCCAUCCUCCCCCAAAAGGCAAGAAGCAAGAAGUAAAAGAUGAAGACAAACUACUUUGAAAUGGUCCCUGUGAUGUUGGCAGCUGUGGUCCUGAUGGAAAUUUUUCAGGUUAAGGGUCAUAUGUUAAGCAUGUCUACUGAUACUUUUGAUGACCAAUAUCUGAAGUGUACUGAAAGAAUGGAGACCAAAUUUGUUCCCAAGCUGCUCAUUGAGGAAAAAACCAACCAUAAGCUCUUUGGUUCUGUGUGGACCGAAGCAGCAUCCCAGUGGGAUUUAAGGAAGGCCCAGCUGUUGCUCCCUCCAGGCUUUCAGGACAGCCAUGGUAUAGCCCUCACAGCCUAUGUUUCCCAGGCUCAGAGGCAGACUCUCUUUUACCAGGAGUUCAGUUCGGCUGUAGAAAGCGCCGGCAGAUCUCGAGAUGAUUAUAUCUACAGCUUUCCGUUCAAAGCUUUGCACUUCUACCUGACGAGAGCCUUGCAGCUUCUGAGCAGAGAGUGUUCGCAGAGUUACAGUCAUCCGGCAUACACCAAAAGCCCUUUUACUUCGUCUGGGCCCCAUGGACGUGAGGAGGUCAGGUUUGCUCAUUUUACCCCUUUCAGUGUCAAACCUGAACCUAUAUCUGACUCAGAAAUACUGUUCACUGUCUACACAUGUUUUGGCAUUUCUACAGAAAUAGUUUCUGAUUCAGUAAAUGGAGGCAUCUUAAUACCUCUGAAUGAGGUUUUUAAGCUGACCCAGGAAGGGAAUAGAACCAACUUUGUCCUUAGAAGCAUGAACAAGACCUGCAGCCAUUUUGACUGUGCAUAUCUUGGAGGCUUGAAAACAGACAGCUGUGUCGACAGCACUGAACAGCUUAAGUCCAGAUACACCAACUUCCCUGGAUUGAAAUUCAAAGGAAAAGAAGAUGAGAUCACUGAACUGAAAAGCCAUAAGCCUCAUGAUCCAGAAGAAAUACCCGAAGAACAGGAGCUUGUUGAAGACCCUGGGCAGAGACGUGUAGACUAUUUCGACAAUCCUGCUCCAGCUCUUAUUCCAUUUCCCAGCAACCGCCCCACUGUGACCUCUGCUUCCACCUCCUUUGGUGAGAUGCCUCUUCCCCCACUUGGGAGGUUUAGUCUUUUGAUCAGUGCUUUUAUUGUAAAGCUCUUUGCUCACCUCUGAUCUGUACAGGUUCUUUAUUAUUUAAAAUGCAUUGUGAGGAAGGGUGACUAGAUCCUGAUGGUUGACUAUUUAAGGAAAUUGAAAGGGAGGGAUGUGAAUGAAAUUCUUCCUAUUUUCUACUGAUACAACUCUAUGUAAUCCUCUUUGUAAACAGAAGCCCAGUAUGUUAGUAGCAAGGAUAUCUUAGAAUACUUGUUAAUCUUCCACUUGUGGAUUUAGGUAUUAAUCUUACGAUUGUAUAAAUUUGGUGUUUCUGAAUGAAUUCAAUAAAAGACUAAGAAAAACAGUAGAAUUGAAAUUUUGGCAAACUUUAAUGUUAAUACUGAAUGGCUCUAAUAAUAACAGCUAGCUUCAAUUUAAUAACUUUUUUUUAAUAAUCCACAUGCCUUUGACCAGUGUUCACUGAAUGUCUAUUCAGUACUACUAUGUACAAGAUACUGUGCUGGGCAGUUUGGGGGACACUAUGUAUGUGACAUUUCUUUUCAUUGUAAAAUAAAGGGAUUGGACUGUA